GGCAAUAUGCCUUCUGCUGUGCUUCCUGACUCUAGAUGGAGUGCGCUCGCGACUGCUUUGCAGGAUAUUGAAAACGCGUCAAGGAAUCCAAAAAAUAGAAGAACCGACACAGUUCCCUUGGUUGAUGCUUUUACUAACGGUGCCUUUGAAUAUGGCGUUCCAGCGGAGUUACUGGAAAGAGCAGUCAAUGUUGUCUCUCAAGCGAACCAACUUGACCAAGCCAGCAUUGCACGUAUUAUAAAAUCGCUAUAUCCGAUGGAGAAUAUCCCAGCCCAUAUCAUCAUCAAGGUCGUAGGUUGCCUUGGCCAAGGAAGGAAUAAACCGUCACUGCCGACUCAAGCUCUGCUAUUGAGAUGGCUCAUUCUAGUUUAUGAAACUCUGGAUCAGCCUUCUGUUUUGAGCAGACUCUAUGGAGUGCUUUUCGGCUUUCUCGAUAUGCUGAGCCUACGGGCUCCGCUGUGUCAUAUUCUGUCUAUCAUUACACGCAGAAAACACGUCAAGCCUUAUCGAGUACAGACGCUUCUUGAGCUUUGUCAAAGCUUUGGAAAUGAACCACAUAUUAUUGGUUUGAUACGUAUCUAUAAGGAAUUCUAUCCUGAUAUAAUCAUCAAUGAUGCCUCAAAAGGGCGUGGAUCCUACUUUGCUCACCCGGAUCCUGAAUGGCGCGAUCAUCUUCGUCUCAUCCAAGAGAAUCACGCGCAGAGAGAUUCCGCCUUUGAUCGUCAACCCUCAGGGUUCAGGGUCAAGCGGGUUGGCCCUCGACGACACAAAGACUUGGCCGUACCAGAGGUACACACGUCUAAAGUGAAAGAGGGAUCCUUUUCGCUUGAGGAAAUCGAUUCAGUAGAAGACUUCAUAGGGAAGCUAGAGAAAAUUGAGCUACCAAAUCAAAUGGUAUCUGCAAUUGAUGAUCAUCUACUUCAAAAAUUUCUCGUCUUGCGGCCGUCCGAGACAGCUUUCAAGCGACUUGAGUUCUGGCUCGCGCAUUGUUUCGAGGAAGAGAUGUAUCAACCUUGGGGCAGCCCUAUCGAGAGCGGUACUCUCUCUCUGCUGCUCUCAAACCUGGUGCGCUACGUCCAGUAUAACAAGUCUAUUCCGGCUUCGGCGCUCUCUUUUCUUCAGUUCUACCUUCCCAAGUGGAAUGGCACAUCCAACCUGGACGCCGUUCUCGAGCUCUUGGCGUUCCUUCCUCCGCAAGAAUUCGAAGACCUGCGCACUUUUUACCUGAAUCAUGUCGAGAGGGCUCUUCUUAGCCAAGGAAUUCACGGCAUAACAACUCUACUUGGGUUUUACAGUGCUCUUCUGCGGCAGUGGACAGUGAAAAUAGUCACCGAGGAUGGAACCUCUGGGUCUGCAAUCAACACAUCCCAUUCUAAAGCAUUCGAAAGCUUAUCCCAGCACGUCGACCUUCUCAUCGUCAGCCUGCUCUCGAAUGGCUCCCCUUCCACAGUCCUCAGCUUAGCCAUCCUCUCAUUUGAAGAGACAAUCGCAGACGCUCUGACAUAUACAAUCGAGCAUCCUGGUAUUCGAAUCACCAUUCCCUCUUCUCACGUCGUAUAUAGCCUCUUUUUCACAUCUUCGCUCUCCACGAUUUCGCGUCUCAGUCAUGUGCUUGCCUCCUACAAGCUCGCGUUUGAAGCUUGCAUGACCCAUAUCUCGCCGCAAGGCGAGGGCGAGAGCAAUGCGCCAUGGUUGACUUAUCCCCGCGAAUACAUCAACCAUUUCAACGGAUAUCUCAUGGACAUUUGCAACUGCCUUUGGCGCAAUCGAGCUUUCAAUCAGGAUGAUCCCAAUGCGCUGGGGUGUCUGAUGCCAACCUCAGCAUUGCCCGUGCUACGCCGCUACGCGGACACUGUAGGUCUCGCUCUGCCAGUCAUAUUCGGACUGAGCCAUUCUUCAACCCUCUGCCGCCUCAGCAUCGCCUCGUUUCGAGAAAUGGAGGAUCAUGCUUCCGAAGAACAAGACGGUCUCACUGUUCGUCAUGCCGGGCCUGUCACCCAGAGAACUCUCACCACUUUGAGCGAGGAUGGCGGUUUACGCACCACGUGGACAGAAUAUAGAUUAGAAGUGCUGAAAUGGCUGGACGAGAGGGGAGUGACGGGCAUCACGAGGCUCAUGUCCAACACAAUGAAACAUCUCAUGAAAGCCAGAGCAGGAUAG
Molecule: messenger RNA, 2160 nt
Organism: Xylona heveae TC161
Lineage: Eukaryota; Fungi; Ascomycota; Xylonomycetes; Xylonales; Xylonaceae
Product: Mis6 domain protein
Exons: 9
Coding region: 7-2160 (717 amino acids)
Cellular component (GO): kinetochore; nuclear body; cytosol
Source: RefSeq, a predicted model, not a curated record